This is a messenger RNA of Drosophila kikkawai, 976 nucleotides long. RefSeq lists its product as uncharacterized. The record is from RefSeq and is a predicted model, not a curated record. NCBI's taxonomy places the organism in Eukaryota, Metazoa, Arthropoda, Insecta, Diptera, Drosophilidae.
GCUGUCCACUAGAUUUCAGGCAGUCGAUACAAAAGCACAAGACUUCCCAGCAACUGGAGUUGGAGACUUUCUCCAAAUACAGAGAUGGUGAGCCAGACGGCGAUUGCAGCCACUGCCCUGCUGCAGAUGUGGGGCAAGUCCCUCUUUAUGGCCCAAUCGAUGGUCGAUUGCUCGCCGGCUCCUACUCUGGGUGGCAGCAUCUUCCUGGUGGCCAUUCUGCUGCUGAUGUGGAAGUGCAAUAUCCUACCAAAGCUCUACCGGCAGCGUGCACCAUGGAUCUUUGCCGUCACAGAAAUCCUGAUCACUGUAUUCGCCACGGAACUGAUCAUGCAUCUAGCCUGGUGUACUUACGAGCGUAUCACCUACAGAAUGGUGCAAGUGGCUUGCUAUCACAAGGUGUGGUGCGAGUUCGCACUGAUGGCGAUCAUAACCGUUGUGGGGGCGUUUGCCUCACUCUGCGUGGUGGUCGAGGUGGUGUGCCCAGCUCGGAUUAAGGACUCCCUUGGCGAGGUUCUGGACAUCCUGCCCGUUCCAGCGGGUGCCGCAUCCUUGUUAAAUUACCUCCAGGAUGUGCGUACUUAUGUAAUGGGAGUUAUCUACUUUAGCCAGCUGACCAGGGAGCAGCGUCUCCUCGCCGUUCGAGCCUUUAAGCUGCAAGUGCAAAACUCAAAAAUCACCAAAAAUAAGCCGUCGAAGGAGCACCAAGAAGAAAUGCCGGAAAAUCCGAUCCAGGAAGUGCAUUCAGAUGAGCUGCAGCAAAAUUCGGGACAGGAGGAGCAGUCAAUGGAGGAGAAGACACGGAAACUAGAGGAUCUGCAGAAUUUGCUGGAUUUACAGGCAGAUGAGUACCAGACGUCACAUUCGGAUCAGGAUCAGGAUUCGGGGCCAGAGUCGAAGCCGUUCGCCGAGUCCAACGCGUAAAUUGUUUAUUAUUUAUACAAAUUUAUGCCAGCAGCUGUUGCUAUCGCCAGCCUUA